Chaetomium globosum CBS 148.51 is the source of this 264-nucleotide messenger RNA. RefSeq lists its product as uncharacterized. The record is from RefSeq and is a predicted model, not a curated record. The coding region runs from base 1 to 264 and encodes 87 amino acids. NCBI's taxonomy places the organism in Eukaryota, Fungi, Ascomycota, Sordariomycetes, Sordariales, Chaetomiaceae. The transcript is spliced from 2 exons.
AUGUUGCGCCGCCGGGAGGAGGUUGGCACGGUUGGUUGGUUCCACGGGAAGAACCCCGCCAACAUGGUUUGGUACACCGAGGUCCCGGCGCCGGGGAGGAAGUGCCGGGGCUUCCAUGAUUCCCCCAUCAUCGGAAGCGCGUGGACCAGGAUACCAGCUAGCGGGCAAGGUGUUUGGCUGCGGGGUUCGGCCGGGCUGUGCACCUGCCCAGGUGCCCCGGUGUUCAGAUCCGGACGGAGCGGCGGAGGGGCAGGGGUGAACUAG